AUGUCUGAGAAAAAGAGACUAUCAGUAAAGAAAAAUAAAGAAAGUCAAAGAAAAGCUAUUUUGAAAUAUUUUCGUGCAGAAACAUAUUCAACAGGUACUGAUUCUGCUACUGAAAGCGAUAGCGGUGUGAGUAAAAAAUCUAAAAUGAUAGUUGACGAUAAUACUGUUAAUAAUGCUAAUAUUUCCAAUCAACAAAACGAAGUUGUAAAUAUCAAUGAAAACCAAAUUUAUCUACCUGAAGCAACUCCUGCUGUUAAUAUUUCAAGACAAAUUGAAACUGAAACUCAAAUUAGCCUAUUAUCAUCUGCAGACUACAGUGACCCUGCAAAUUGGCCUACUCAUUUUAGUGACCAUUUUCGGCAAUUUGUUAUAAAAAAUAGACCGCAACAAAUUGAAAAAUAUAACUUUCCACGAGAUCGAGAUGAACAAAAAAGAAAAUUUUCAUCAAUCUAUUACAAGCGGACAUUACCAAAUGGAGAAGAAGUCUCUCGUUCUUGGCUUAUAUAUUCAGUUUCAAAAAAUGUAGUUUUUUGUUUAUGUUGUAAAUUAUUUGGUAAAAGCAAAAGUAGUUUGCCGGCUUUAGAAGGUUCAGGUUUAAACGAUUGGAAGAAUAUUGGAGCACUUCUUUCUUCUCAUGAAAAAAAAAAAACCAUUGAUCAUAUUAACCAACAAAAAAUUAAUGAAAAAGAACAAUAUUGGCAACGAAUUUUAGAAAGAUUAAUUCCCUUAGUCAGAGUACUGGCUACGCAAAACUUGGCAUUUCGUGGAACAAAUGAAAAGCUUUACAAUAACGCCAAUGGCUGCACCCCAGAUAAUAGUCAUUCAGAACAAAUGACAAUAAUAAUUCGUUUUGUUGAUUUAGAAUCACCAACAUCGCAUGAUGGGGAUUUAUUUAAAUUAAAGAACAUUUCUUAG
This is a messenger RNA of Hydra vulgaris (swiftwater hydra), 915 nucleotides long. NCBI's taxonomy places the organism in Eukaryota, Metazoa, Cnidaria, Hydrozoa, Anthoathecata, Hydridae. The record is from RefSeq and is a predicted model, not a curated record.